Molecule: messenger RNA, 2205 nt
Organism: Oxyura jamaicensis (ruddy duck)
Lineage: Eukaryota; Metazoa; Chordata; Aves; Anseriformes; Anatidae
Gene: CLPB
Product: caseinolytic mitochondrial matrix peptidase chaperone subunit B
Exons: 18
Coding region: 1-1755 (584 amino acids)
Biological process (GO): cellular response to heat
Cellular component (GO): mitochondrion; cytoplasm
Molecular function (GO): ATP binding; protein binding; ATP hydrolysis activity
Source: RefSeq, a predicted model, not a curated record
AUGGGAACGUGUUGCAAUAACCGCUGCCAGAGCGGCUGCAAGAGGCCACGGGCCGCGCCGCCCGCGGGCCUGCUCGUCGCCGCGCUGGCCGCCUGCUACGUGAGGGACCGAGCGACCAAGGAAGACGCUCUGCUGGAAGCCGUGAGGUUCAACAACGCCUCCGAAGUCAGCAGGUUGUUGCUGGAAGGCGCGGACGUCAACGCGAGGCACAGGCUGGGCUGGACCCCUCUCAUGGUGGCAGCUAUCAACAGAAAUUCCAGCGUGGUGAAGACCCUGCUUGCGGCCAACGCAGACCCAAACCUCGGAGACGAAUUCAGCAGCGUGUAUGAGACUGCCAAGGAGAGAGGCCUCCAUUCUCUAGAAGUCCUCGUGACCCGGGAGGACGAAUUCAACAACCGCCUGAACAUCAGGGCCAGCUUCAGGGGCUGCACGGCUCUGCACUACGCGGUGCUCGCUGACGACUACCUGACGGUCAAGCUGCUGCUGGAUGGAGGUGCCAACCCCCUGCAGAAGAACGAGAUGGGACACACGCCGCUGGAUUACGCCCGUGAGGGGGAGGUGAUGAACCUUCUGAGAGCGUCAGAGACGAAGUUCCAGGAGGAGCAGCGCCGGAGGGAGGUCGAGGAACGCCGGAGGUUUCCGCUGGAGCAGCGGCUGAAGGAGCACAUCAUCGGUCAGGAGAGCGCCAUAGCCACGGUGGGAGCAGCCGUUCGGAGGAAGGAAAAUGGCUGGUACGACGAGGAGCACCCGCUGGUCUUCCUUUUCUUGGGGUCGUCCGGAAUAGGAAAGACAGAGCUGGCCAAACAGACAGCCAAGUACAUACAUAAGGAUGUCAAAAAGGGUUUCAUCAGGCUGGACAUGUCGGAGUUCCAGGAGAGGCAUGAGGUCGCCAAGUUCAUCGGCUCGCCGCCCGGCUACGUGGGCCACGAGGAGGGCGGGCAGCUCACCAAAAAGCUGAGGCAGUGCCCAAACGCCGUGGUGCUCUUCGACGAGGUUGACAAAGCCCACCCGGACGUCCUCACCAUCAUGCUGCAGCUGUUCGACGAGGGCAGGCUGACAGACGGCAAGGGGAAGACCAUCGACUGCAAGGAUGCCAUCUUCAUCAUGACCUCCAACGUGGCAAGCGACGAGAUCGCGCAGCACGCCCUGCAGCUCAGGCAGGAGGCCGCGGAGAUGAGCAAGAAAAGGAUCGCAGAAAACUUAGAGGACGUGCAGGUGACCGACAAGAUAACCAUCUCCAGGCAGUUCAAGGAGAAGGUGAUCCGCCCCAUCUUGAAGGCUCACUUCAGGCGGGAUGAGUUCCUGGGGAGGAUCAACGAGAUCGUCUAUUUUCUCCCUUUCUGCCACUCGGAGCUCAUCCAGCUUGUCAACAAGGAGCUGAAUUUUUGGGCCAAAAAGGCCAAGGCGAGGCACAACAUCACCCUGCUUUGGGACAGGGAGGUCAUGGACGUGCUGGCUGACGGCUACAACUUGCACUACGGCGCGCGGUCCAUCAAGCACGAGGUUGAACGGCGCGUGGUGAACCAGCUAGCAGCUGCUUACGAGCAGGACCUGCUGCCGAGGGGCUGCACCCUGAGGAUCACGGUGGAGGACUCAGACAAGCAGCUGCUGAAAACCAAAGACAGCUCCGCCCCCGGCGCGGAGAAAACAAAGAUGCCAACCCUGCGGUUGGAGAUAGUGGAGAAAGACAGCAAAUCCCGAAAACUGGACAUCCAGGCACCUCUGAACCCAGAAAACAUCACCUACUUCCUCUAGGGGACGCCGCCGGCCGUGCCGGUGGGCAAUAAAAUACCGAGACGUGUGACGUGGCCGCGUCAGUGAGGGCAGGCGUCCGUCCGAGCCGUUGGGCUCUGGGUGGGCACAGAGGGCUCUGGCCGUGGGCUGGCGAGGCGCCGUGCUGCCACGGGGGGACACGCGGGUGGAGGGCGGGGGGAUUUCACCGCAGAAACGGCGUAAGGGAGAAGGUGCUGGGGCUACUUCAGGCGUGGGCAAGCAGGUUUCAGACCGUACAGGUGCUGGUAGGGCUCGUCGCUGCCUGAAGAUGGGAAUUGCUGCAGGGACUGGGUUUGCUGGGCUCGGACUGGUGCUGCACGGGGGUAGGCCGGGGGCUGAGUGUGUGACAGCUUCCAUUGAAAAGCCACCAGGCGCUCUGUACCUCGCCUGCUUCUCGUUAUUUAUUGCAAUAAACGCGGCGUGCACACGCGA